Drosophila persimilis is the source of this 681-nucleotide messenger RNA. RefSeq names its product adult-specific rigid cuticular protein 15.7 (gene Cpr72Eb). Lineage: Eukaryota; Metazoa; Arthropoda; Insecta; Diptera; Drosophilidae. Bases 1 to 681 code for a protein of 226 amino acids. The record is from RefSeq and is a predicted model, not a curated record. Gene Ontology annotation, molecular function: structural constituent of chitin-based larval cuticle. The transcript has a single exon. Gene Ontology annotation, cellular component: chitin-based extracellular matrix.
AUGCACUCUUUCAACCUUUGCCUGAUGAUCGCCACCGCAACCUCUUUGGUGUGCGGAUCGCCUCUCCUGGAAUACGGAGCCCCGCCAGCGGGCGACAGCGUGAGCCAGUACCACACGCAGGACGAGCACGGCCAGUAUGCCUAUGGGUAUAUGGCGCCGCUGUACUCCAAGCACGAGACCCGCACUGCGGACGGAGUCACGCGCGGCACCUUCUCUUACGUGGAUGCCAGGGGCGUGACCCAGACCGUGGACUAUGUGGCAGAUACAGAGGGCUUCCGCGUCAGCUCCAGCCUCAGCCAGCAGCAGGCCAACGAGGAGACCCCCGAGGUGGCUGCUCUGAGGGCCCAGCACCUGGCUGCCCAUGCGCAGGCCAAGCUGCGUCUUGCUGGGGGGGAUUCAUAUGCUGGCUCUGUGGAGCUGCCUCAGCCCGUGCAGGAUACACCCGAGGUGGCCGCCGCCAAGGUGGCCUUCUUCAAGCGAUUCGAGGCCGAGAAGCUGCGCAAUCAACUGCUCAGCGAGAAGCAGAUCAAUCGAGUGAUCGCCCCAUCGAUCCCUGUUAGAUCCCAGCCGCUGUACGUCUAUCAGCCACUCACUGGAUUUGUCUACAACUACCACCAGUCCAAGUCCAAGGCUCAGGCUAAGACUCAGACUCCCUCGAGGGACUACCUUCCAGUGGUCUGA